CCCCUCAGCGCGGCGCCGCCAUGGCGCUGGGAGCGGAGGCGGCCGCGGCUCCCCUCGGCGCCUUCCUGCGGGACUUCCCCGCGCCGCUGGGCCCGGGGGAGCCGCCGCCGUGGGGCGCGGCGGGGAGCGGCGCCCUGAGCCAGGCCGAGGCGCCGGGGGCGCUGGCCGAGCUGGCGAGGAGCCUCCUGGGCGGCAGAGGUUUUUCACCACUUCUUGCAGCAUCGUUGAUCCAUGCUGCAGUUGAUGAAGUUCUCCGAACAGACUUGACUGAAUUUAAGAAGCAAAGUGUGGAAACAGAGGGAGAAGGAGAUGAGGAAAGGUUCACCUUGCUGGAUGGAGAGUCACUGCAACGCUGCUUCUUUAACAAGCUUCGGGAUGUCUGCUUUGAAUGGCAGAAGCAGUUGCCACCACUGAGACCACUGAAGCGAUUCCUGCUUGUUUCCAUCCAUGCCAUCCGUAACAUUCGACGGAAAAUGGAGGACCGACAUGUUUUGCUCCCGGAGUUCAAUCAGCUCUUUGGUUUAUCAGAUGACAUCGAUCGCGCUUACUUUGCGGUAUUUGACGGCCAUGGUGGAGUGGAUGCUGCCAAUUAUUCAGCAACCCAUUUACAUGUAAAUGUUGGGCUACAUGAAGAGAUUGUUAAGAAUCCAGCAAAGGCCUUGAAAUGCUCUUUCCAGAAGACAGAUGAAAUGUUUCUUUUCAAAGCCAAAAGAGAGAGGCUGCGGAGUGGUACAACAGGUGUAUCUGCAUUGAUCGUAGGGAACAAGCUACACAUAGCAUGGCUAGGGGACUCGCAGGUAAUGCUUGUCCAGCAAGGAAAUGCCGUGACGUUAAUGGAACCUCACAAACCAGAGAGAGAAGAUGAGAGAGCACGUAUUGAGGCUCUGGGUGGCUGUGUAACCUAUAUGGACUGCUGGCGGGUUAAUGGUACUUUAGCUGUCUCCAGAGCAAUUGGUGAUGUGUGUCAGAAACCCUACAUCUCUGGUGAUGCAGAUGGAGAUUCAUUUGAGCUGACUGGUUCUGAAGAUUACUUGCUCCUAGCCUGUGAUGGAUUCUUUGAUGCUAUCAAGCCAUAUGAGGGUCUAAACUUUCUAAGGAGAUGUGAAUCUAAGGUAAGGAUGGAAGAGUCUUAAUGAAUGUGUAUUUUGUUUUGCAACUGUUAGAUCCAUUACAUGCUAGAGCCCCUGGCUGUGUUUUAUCCUGCUUUGCUAGCCUGGCUAGCAGAACUCAACAAGAUCUGAAGGCUCAAUGGCAAAUGUGUUAGUAAUUUCUGCAUCUAAACAAGAAAUGUUUUACAUCUGGCAGCAAGAUUGUAUGCCUAAUUUAGAAGCACAUGGCAUUGCAAUAUGUCAGUCCUGUUGAUCAAAAUGUGUUGAAAUGUAGUGUUGCUUAGGGAGGUAGAAGAGUUGAGACAACUAAACAAAGGCAAGAACAGCAGUGUGCUCAUGUCCAUACUGUCUCUGAACCGUCAGCUGGUGUGGGCAGCGCAGUUACCCGGGUGACUUGAGCCUUUUGCCAGAUUAUUGUGGGUGGUGAUCUUACAAUUUAAUGCAGCGUCCCUUCUGUGAGCUACCAUCUCAUUGCAUAGCAACCCAGACAAUGACUUUGUUGUUUUGCUGAACAACAGUUGCUUUUCCACUGAGAAGGUUGUAACCACUUUUCCAUCCUAUGUUUUACUGUCCUAAACUACGUGGUGAAAGCUUUCUAUGAGGGUAACCUGGUAGGGUAGGUGUUAAUUUUUGCAGUGAACCUACUUCAGUUAAAGAAGCCUUCAGUCCUGCAUAAUAAUCCCUUUGGAUUAAUCUCCCAUUACUAUGAUUUCUAACCCAGAUAUUCAGAGUCGUGCUAAAUUCUGAUGACCACUAGUGCCUCUUGGUGUCUUGGAAAUAGAGUUCUCAUUGUUAGCAUAGUAAGAUUCAUACAGAAUUGUUUGAUUUGACAGCUAUCUGAGGUUUAUCAGGAGAGGGGGAAGCUAUUGUAUUCAUGAAGGGAGGUAUGUAAUGUCAGUAAGUUCAUAGUAUAGUUUAGUUUCUGAAAUUUGCCAAGUUUCCUGAAGUAUGGAAGGAACUGAACAAGUCAAAUUCUUUGUAAUAAGCCUUUUAUUUUAAUCUCUUUGGGCAGAUUUGCAAUACAGAAGAAACAGUCUUUCAAUGUGGGCUUACAGCCAUGUGAGAAUGUCCUAUCAAAUUUGGAAUUAUUUUUUUUAAUGGGAUAAAAGUAAAAUACACCUUUACAAAGCUAUCUGUGGUAAUCAUAAUCUUAAUUCUUAAGCUUAGAAUGCAGAAUUUCUCCUCUAAAGCACAGAAGUUGUUUUCGUUCUGAAUAACCAAGUACAUCAUUUCUUUGAUCCUUGUGAGCAGGAAUAACCUUUGCAAAUUAGUACAGAUUUUAGAAGGGGUAGAAAGUAUUUCUCCAAUUUUCAGUGACUUCUUACUAGCUUUAAAAAGACUGGUCAGAUCUGUAGGAGAUGUAACCAGGGUGAAAAUAGCAGUUUGUAUCUUACCAGUGGAAUAAAUAAGUCUUAGCAUGUCAUCUGCAGUAAAAUUUGAUUUAAUAUACUAUUUGGGGGGGAGAAUUGCUUUUGGAGAUGUCUUAUCUGUUCUUGACAGUCUGAUUAAAAACUAUGGAAAUUUUUUUAUAACUGAAAAAAUAUUUCAAAGUUUUGACUUGUAAAUCAGUAAGGAAAGUAUGAGAAAGGACACAACUAUAGAUUUUGGAAGAGAGCUUUCAAAAUGUUAUUGAAAAUCACAAUGGAUGGUCUUACCCUCCUUGGGUUGGCAUGAAAACUCCAAUAUUUGUUUCACUUGUGACAUUAUUAUCACUUUUAGUAGCUAGCAGCUAUAAUGCAUAAUACUGUUAAAAGAAGCCUCACUAGUAUGUGUGGUGAGGAGAUGGGUAAGAGCUCUAGCAGAAGAUUAUGAAGUUGAACUAAAUAUUCCAAAAUAUGGAAUGGUGCUAUGUUUAGUAUUUUAGUUUAUUAAUUUGCAGUACUAAUCUGCUACGUUAGCUUUUCUUAUCGUUCCUCUUAAAAUUUCCUGGAUUUCAGGUGUUGGGUGUUGUUUUCUUCUGUUCUCUCUCCCUUGGGUUUCAGCAGCAUGUAGUUGUGGUGAGAGAAUGAUCUCAUCUCUCCAGGCCUUCCCAGCAUCAUCUACAUUAUAUUAAGACUUGUCUACCAGUGUUCAGUUGACUAAUUUGCCUGUCUCCUUGUUAUCUUUCUAAUGGGCAUGAGCCUUCAUCAAAACCAAUGCUUGAGCCUAGUAAAAAUCUAUGAAGCUGUAGAAGUUAGCUGAAGGAUUCAAGACAAGCGUUCAAUGAAAAAUUAUUUUCAUAUUUUACUAGACUUCAGUUAGAUGUCUGUUGCUGUAUUUUAGCACUCGGCACCAGAAAAAUUACCUUUUAAAGGAGCCUGCGUUUUUGAAACAUAGCAUUGUUAAAUUCUCACAUUGUGCUUGAUUGAAAACCAGCUUUAGUCAUGCUGCUUAGUGGGUAUACAACAUCUCUUGUGGUUCUGGGUAAUUCAUACUUCUACCUUUCUUUCCUUCCUUGCCCCACCCUCUCCUGCAAAGAAAUAUGCCUAAGACAGUAAAGUCUUCUGGGUGUGACAUAGAUGAGAUUACAGUUCUACAAAUUAAUUUUGUGUUUUUUUUUCCUAAUACAGAGGAUAGAAAGGCAGGAAAAAUUUUAGAACAGAGGGAGAUGAAGCAAAAUCCACCCUCUAAGUGAUGGAGGAGUGAAAGAGAGAGACAGGAGUGCAUUUAAGUAUUAUUAAUGCCUAUUUUAAAAAGGAAGUGGGCUGGAAAAUAGAGCUACAAAUGUCAGUUCUUUGGAGUGAAAUACCAGUGCUUGAAAGAAUUAGAAACACACCCAUUAAAAAGGCAACACUCAGAUGCGGUAACUCUGUCUUCAAACAGCCACGGAAGGAAUCACAAUGAAAGCAUCCUAGGUGACUUACGCUGACCCCUCGGCACUGUCUUGGAUGUUAAUGCUACUAAAUGGAUUUUUUUAAAACGUCUUUACGUGUAAGGGAGUGCUAAGAGGGAGCAUUCGAUAUAUGCAAUCACUGGUCACUAUGCAACUGCUGCCAUGAGUAAAUGCCAUGAAGUGUGUUAAUGAAUUGGUGCUGCUGGUAAGCUCUCACGAGAUGAGUAAUUGGGCACAGAGUAGUUACAUCAGAGCUGCCAGUUGAAUAGUGUUAAUCACAGUGAUGACUUUAAUAGCAUUUAAUAGACACUUAUCUGAAUUCAAAGUCAGAUGAGAUACUACUCUUUUUAAAAGCAUUUCCAGUGCUAUUAGCUUUCUGUCACGAAAAGCCACUAAAAUUUUAAUUUUUUUGUUGGAUGUUGGGAAAAGUGCUUCUCUUGCUUUCUGUAUUCUGGAGAUAAGUUGGCUGUCUGCAUUGGAGAGGCCAUUCUCAGUUGAUAGCUUAAAGCAGCUGUUUGGGGUUGAAACUUCCCUUCUAGCAGUCCUUUAAAAACAAGCAAAAAUGUGCUUCCAGAACAAGUGGCUGAGGAGCAUAUGUGUUUCUAAAUGGUGUUGCACAAAAAGCUGUAGCUUUAAGGAAACAGCAAAUGCCCUCAAUAUGUAAAGGAGAGAAUCAGUUAAUUGAGGUGCUUAAAGCCUAAAUUAAGAUUGCACUCUUUGUAUGAUUACUUGGGUUCUUGUGGACGCAGACACUUAAUGCAUAGCACCAGAUGUGGUAUAUUUCUGUUCUUAGAGUACUGAAGUAGCAAGCAAACGCUUUAGGGAGAAGGUGGGGGAAAUGUUAGCCACAACAGAGCAGACUGCAGAUGAUUCAUAUGUAAUUUAUCUCUAGUUAAGCCUGAAUUAAAUUUCCCUACUUAGUUCUGUUACUGUCCCUUUUACAACUGGGCCUGUGCUGUCAGACAAAAUCCUACUGGGAGGUAAUGGUCUGUUCCCCUUUUUUGAGGAGCAAACAACUGAUGGCUGGAACGUCUUUCAGGAAAGGUUGGAGAGGGAGAAAAAAGUUUUCAAAUGAGUGCAAAACUUCCUAAUCUAUGCAAAGUUGCGUGUUCUCUCUAAAGGCAUGUAUAGCAUGGCUGCAGUUGUGCUGGAAAGGGAUUGAUUUUCUGCCAAGCCUGUCAUAACCUUUACAACUGACAGCACCAAAGCCACGAGGCUGGUCCUCCCUGCUUUCCUGAAUCCUGCCACUAAAACAGCCGGCCCUGCUGAGUAUUUGUUUUGUAGUGGUGACAGCUCUAAGAGCUAAGCCUGUCACUUUCUGCAUACGUUUUGUUUGGUUUUAAUAUAUUUAAUGGAUUUCACUUUAUCCAAAGUUAUUUUGAUUUAUUUCAGUCAUCUCAGCUGGAAAGUAAUCAAAUGGAGGGAGACAUGAGGGAGCGAAUCUGCACACGUAUCAGUCAUAGACACUUCUUAAAAUACCCUAAAAUAAGCCGAUAGGCUCUUGUCGUAACCUUAUCUCUCCAAAUAGAACAGGAAGCCGAAACCUUUCGAGAGAAAAAUCACUUAAACCUUAAUUUUGGUGUGACCCACCAGAGCCCGAACAGGCAUGAGCCCUCCCCGCAAGCUGUUCAGUGCUGCCAGUUAAUGUGUUUUCCAAGCUGUGCAUGCUGCUGCUGGUGCACACAAAAAUAAACAAAAGACAGCUGUGUUGGCAGCACAGAAAUUUAGCAAGACACAGCUUUUGUCAAAUAGAAGAGGACAAAAUCAAUAGGGAAAGAAAUGUUUUCAAGCUUCUUGGAAUGCAAACAAUGGAAUAAAAAAAUGCAUCCUAGAAGAGUUGGCAGUGUGCUGUCAGCUUAAAAACCACUGUUUUAAGCAAAUAAAUUUGGCUGCUUUGUAAUGUUUGCUCUAUUUUGUUAACAAACUCCUCUCAGUCAGGGUUUCAUGUCUUGUUGAUAUGUGCUUUUUAGUCUGAAGAGAGAAGAUACAUUCAGCUCCUUAGAAAGUUAAAUUUAUGUGGGUUUUGUGACUGCUCUAGUUGAGAGAAAAUUCUGUAAUCAUACUCUAAGCUAUUAACCUGAUUACUAAUUCCCAGGAGAUACUCAUGUACCAAGCACUGAACUUACGAAUGACUAAGUGGUUCUGGAUAUCCAUGCACAAGAACAUCAGUCUUUCCUAAUCUAGUCGAUCACUUCUUGGUUUGUUAUCAUUUGUGUGGCAGUACAUUUGGCACAUGAAGGGUUUGUCACCUUGGCAGAUGGACCUGGAGGGUUUGAUGAUCACUCCCUGAAGGAAGUACUUAUCCUUUUAUCUAAGGAAUGAUUAUACCUUUUGGAUAUCUAAGGCUAAAGAGAUAAUAGCUAGGAAACUAGGGAGAUCUUAGAGGGACCUUCUCAGGACAAUUAGAUAAUGUGGCUUCUCUUUUUCAUGUUGCCUUUUCUAACUUUGUUAAAAGGCAUUCUGCUUAAUACUGGAUGAUUAAUACUACUGUUGUGUUUUUUUUCUUCAGUGUGUUUGAAGGAAUGUCGUGUUUAAUAAUAGCCAGAUGUUAGUUUUGUUGAGGGUUAAAACUUUACACCUUUUUUUUUUGCCAAUAUAGCAUUUCUUACUUCCUCUUCUUAAAGUCAGUCUUGCUCUCUCUUUUUAUUCUCUUCCCAAUUUUCUUUUUCUUCUACUUUUUAUGACAUUUUACACUGUCAGCCUCCUUCUGCUACCCCUGCCCCCACAAAAAAAUCACUGCUUAAACAGUAAACCCUGUUGGCUAUUAAGUCAGUUUAGUUGCCUCUGUAUAAUUCUAAUUUCAUCUGUGUUCAUAGUGAAGUGGUCUGAUCUUUGGAGGCCUGCAACACCAAGAGUGUAGGAAGUACCAGGUCAGCUAGGAAGAUAAGAGACUAGAGCAACUGUUCUAUUAUUGGCAUAGCCCAGUAUUGGAUGGUUAAGAAGAAAAUCCUGUUACUUGCAUGCUAUUACAUAGGAGUACUUGAGCUUUUUUCAGGUAAGAGUAGCUCUCACCGUGGAUACUGGACUCAAGAAGUAUUCUUGUCUCUAUUUUCUUGUUCCUGCAGACUGUCUGUGCUUUCAAACAUUUGCACUGUUUGCUGGGGGGGAGUGGGUGGGAAGGGGGAAGCUUUCUAAGUUUCGUCAGUGCUUCAUUUCUCUCUCUUUCCUGCGCUAGUUGACUGAACAGACAGGCUGCAGCAUACUGCGUGGCUAACCAGCCUCUCAGCCAGUGUACCUCUUCAAUGUCUGCUCUAUAUAACAACUUCAGUCCUUUGCUUGUUUAGUGGUAAGUUAGACUUCUGUAACUACUCCUGCUGACAUAAAAAUGUGUCCUUAUCAGUAUUAAAAUAGUCUAAGAGCAGAACUGUUGCUUUAGGCAUAUUUCUUGCCACUGUGUUGGCUAAUAAACCUUGAAUAAAAGUGAGAAUGGCCAGUGACUUUGAAGUAGGAGCUGUUAGCCAAGUGUUGUAGAACUGUAGUCUUUAUUUAUUUUGUAUGUUAAUCUGCACUUGUGACUCUGAGCAGAAAAGCUGUAACACAGCAGGUUUUAUAAGCUGUGGCUUAACCAGUUUCUAGUAUCUUAAAACUCUUUAUUUAAACUGACUGGUUCUGCUCACAGCUCAGAAACCUGUUGUCAUUGAUCAUUACAUGCUAUGCAUAUUGUAUGUUCAUUUACAUGGAUUGUUCUAAUAGUGCUUGUGUGUAUUAUCCUACAUUACCAUAUUUUAUAUAUAUAUAUAUGUAUGUAUGUAUUGCAUGAGGUUUAAUUUUUUUUGUAUUGUCACUUUUGUAUUCACACGGUGCCUCAUGUAUCUAUUUGCAUAUUGCAAGAAGUUGUUUCAAAGCAGUGACUGGAAACAAGUGGGGAUAAGAAUUCUUCACUGUAGGAUCUGAUGUUUCCGAAGUAUUAAUAAAGCAUAGUGAU
Cygnus olor (mute swan) is the source of this 7846-nucleotide messenger RNA. RefSeq names its product protein phosphatase, Mg2+/Mn2+ dependent 1F (gene PPM1F). NCBI's taxonomy places the organism in Eukaryota, Metazoa, Chordata, Aves, Anseriformes, Anatidae. Gene Ontology annotation, biological process: negative regulation of protein kinase activity; protein dephosphorylation. Gene Ontology annotation, molecular function: cation binding; protein serine/threonine phosphatase activity. The record is from RefSeq and is a predicted model, not a curated record. Gene Ontology annotation, cellular component: cytosol. The transcript has 8 exons. The coding region runs from base 21 to 1133 and encodes 370 amino acids.